ACAAAAAUAUUUGAAAUUAUACCUUCCCAGUCCCUUCCCACCCCUUCGACAGGCGAUGGACGACCCUUCACCCUCCCUGCAAAGUCUCCAAUCAUCCCCGCCCAUCGCCGCCACACAAACUGACCACCCACCAAUCGCCGCCGUCGAUCAAACCUCCAACUCUCCCAAUCCAACGGUCGAAUCACCUCGCCUUUCAAAGUCCACCAUCGACGCUGGAAAACCCACCGUCAUGAAAAAGAAGAAGAAGAAGCAAAAACCACACAUUGUGGACGGCUCUGAUUUGCCACCGUCGUCCUCGUCAUCCUCAUGUUGUUGUUCUUCGCAUUCGACACAGAGAGGUUUUCGAAUUUCGAGUACCCGACGAAACCCUAGAGUUUUGAUCGGUUCGGUUCGACAGAGAGAGAGCGAUGUCGAGGCGAUUGCACUUCCACUUGGAAUGUCGAUUGCGGCCGUUGUUGCUCAGGUCCUGGAAAAGACAGAUGCAACUGGGGAAAGGAUGUCUGUACAUCAUCUUUCUAGGAUCUGCAGUUUGGCUGUCAGAGAAUCUUUAGCCAAUGUUUUUGGGGACAAGUUUGACUGUUUUGUGAGGAACUUUGAAAAAUCAUUUCGGAGCACUUUGAUGACUCUGAGAUUAAUCAAUGAAUCUUCUCAAAGCGAAGGAGGAGAGCUUCUGAGACAUUUAAGGAAAGAAAAUUAUUGUUCACAUGUGAGUCCACCAAUGUCUCUCAACACAGAAGGAGAUUCUGCAUGCAAUUCUGGUGUAAAAGAUUGUCAGUCAGAAGCAGUUCCACACGCUAUCAGCACUCAAGAAGGCUGCGGCACUCUCGAAGAGACCGAAGAGAAUAUUCAUCCAGAUUUGUUGAACCGGGAACUUGCCUUGCUUGAUGGACAAAGAAAUCAACAGUUGACGUGUGUUUCUCCAAGCACACUACAGUCCGUUAUGAGUCAGUCCGUGAUUGAACAAGCCCGCUCAAACUACUUCAAGAGAAUUGAGAUCAGUCUUAGCAUGAAAAAGCUGAAACUUAAAGAAGAACAGCUCUCUCUUAAAACUGAUUCAAAUCUUUUGGAGAGGUUUAAAUUAUCAUUGGGUAUUUCAAAUGCAUCCUUUAAAGCUGAAAAAUUCAAAAAUCAACUGGAAGACACCAGACAUGCUGAGCUGCUUAGAACGUGCAUGGACUGUCUCGUUGCUGGUUUGUUUGUCAUGUUGGGAUCCCUUGCAUAUGGAGCUUACGUUUACUCGCCCAAAAGGAUUACUGAAGCUACUGUAUCCUGUACACCUACCAUGGAGUCCAAGUCGUCCUGGUGGAUCCCAAAACCAAUGGCAUCUGUCAGUUCGGGAUUCCAGGUUUUAAGUUGUCAGGCUCAAGUUGUAAGUCGCAUGCUGUUUGGUAUGUUAAUGAUCUUGGCAAUUGCUUAUUUGCUGAUCCAGCGUUCAGGAACUUCACAACAGACGAUGCCGGUUACUUUCAUAGUCUUGCUAUUAGGAGGGGCAUGUGGUUUUGCAGGCAAAAUCUGCAUAGACACAUUGGGGGGCAGUGGAUAUCAUUGGCUCGUAUAUUGGGAGGCUCUAUGCUUGCUGCACUUCUUUUCAAAUGUUUUUAUUUCAAUUUUGUUUCUUUUUCUCAAUGGUCCCAUCGCUGUGUCUCCUGGGGCGAAGGGCGAUACAAUAUUUCCAUACUGGAUCAGGCGAUUUCUGUUCUAUACAACUGUGCUUCUGUUACUGCCGUUGGCAUGUGGUCUUGUGCCUUUCGCUAGCCUUGUGGAAUGGAAGGAUCACUUUUUUUCAUUGAUCAUAGAUUAUUUGCCGAGUAUGGAUGAUUGAUUCCGGAUGUUGGAAUGCUGAGAAGAGCACUGCUGUUUUAUUCAAUAAGCCAUGGCUAAUGUAUCGAGUAUUGAGUUGUGUAAUGUAAUCAUAUUUAUUUGUUUGGCCGAAGCAAGCCUGUCGGUUUAGGUGGCUUAUUUAUUUUGUGUUGUCUUUCUCAUUCUGCUUCCAGUGCAGUUAAGAGUUUUUUUGUAUGAAAAAAGGUUGGAUUUGAGUCUUGUACCAUUACCAUUUAUCUGUAUUGUAACAUUAAGUUGUACUCUAGCUGUUUUGCGUUAACUAAGUUAUAAAUUAUGGAAGUGAACUUUUGUGUUCUUUUGUCA
This is a messenger RNA of Cornus florida, 2145 nucleotides long. Its product is annotated as protein CPR-5. Gene Ontology annotation, biological process: trichome morphogenesis; leaf senescence; defense response. The record is from RefSeq and is a predicted model, not a curated record. The transcript has 5 exons. Lineage: Eukaryota; Viridiplantae; Streptophyta; Magnoliopsida; Cornales; Cornaceae. The coding region runs from base 56 to 1822 and encodes 588 amino acids.